UGAUCUAGUCCAUGUCAUGGUUCAUAGCUGACGGUGUUAGAAAAAUGAUCUACAUUGAUACAUGAAUCGGUACUACAUAUUAUUGCAUUGCACAAUUUUAAAAUACAAAUGCCACAUUAGACAAUUUCCUAUAAGCAAACAUGAUAUUAACCCUUUUUAAACAAUACUGCUGGAUAAUGGUAAUAUGGCAUGUAACUUGGUUUAGCGUUUUCAUACCAUGCAAUGCUGGGAAAAGGCUAAUCAAACGUUCCACACUCAGCAGCCCACCGCCCAAUCGCCACAUCUGAUUCUAAUAAAAACUCGAGUUCUUCGCAGCCCAGAUUCUUAAACUCAAGACAAUUUUAAGAGUUUGUUCCUUCAAUUUUGAACUAUGUUUACGAGGAUGUUUGUCAAGAGUACUUUUUUAGCAAAUGGGUCUUCGUUGAGAUACGUGUCGUCGUCAUCAACAUCAAGUGUACUUAAAAUUGGAGAUGUUUUAAGACAUAAAAGAAUAUUUUCAAAUGAAGAUGUUGGUGAGUAUUCUAAAGUGAGCCAUGAUGCAAAUCCUCUGCACUUUGAUUCUGAAUCUGCUCGAGCUGCCGGAUUCGAAGAUCGGCUUGUACAUGGCAUGCUUGUUGCUUCAUUGUUUCCCCGGAUUAUUUCCUCCCACUUUCCUGGAGCUAUAUAUGUUUCCCAAAGCUUGCACUUCAGGUCACCAGUUUACAUUGGAGAUGAAAUUGCAGCCGAGGUACAAGCUAUUAAUAUAAAAGAAAACAAGAAGAGACACAUAGCAAAAUUCUCAACAAAAUGCUUCAAGAAUGGUGAUCUUCUUGUUCUUGAUGGUGUGGCCAUGGCGAUUUUACCAACUUUAGCUGUAGAACAAGUGCAUUGCCAUGACAGGAGAAGUUGAUGUAAAGUUGAAGUCAUGGAUUUAUUACAAUUUGAUUAAUCACAUUGCACUUGCGCCAUGCUUUUCAUAUUUGCUGAACCCUUUCAAGGAAAUUACAUGAUUUGAUUUUGUAUUGACUUUGUUUCGUUUUCUUGUCUUGACUAUUUCUGCAAUAAUUUUCUUGACAUUGUUGAUUUGUUUCUUUUUUUCUUUUUUUUUUUCUUAAUUUUGAAUCUUAAUAUUAUUGAACAGUAAAAUCCCUUCUUUUAGGAAUUUAACCCCGAAGGUUGUUGAAA
Molecule: messenger RNA, 1164 nt
Organism: Durio zibethinus
Lineage: Eukaryota; Viridiplantae; Streptophyta; Magnoliopsida; Malvales; Malvaceae
Source: RefSeq, a predicted model, not a curated record